This is a messenger RNA of Exophiala viscosa, 1889 nucleotides long. Its product is annotated as S-glutathione dehydrogenase. The coding region runs from base 445 to 1593 and encodes 382 amino acids. The record is from RefSeq and is a predicted model, not a curated record. Gene Ontology annotation, molecular function: S-(hydroxymethyl)glutathione dehydrogenase [NAD(P)+] activity; zinc ion binding. Gene Ontology annotation, biological process: formaldehyde catabolic process. The transcript has 6 exons. Gene Ontology annotation, cellular component: cytosol. NCBI's taxonomy places the organism in Eukaryota, Fungi, Ascomycota, Eurotiomycetes, Chaetothyriales, Herpotrichiellaceae.
GCCACAUUUGGAAAUGUUCUCCGCUGCGGAGCUUGGAUGAAAGCUGUAGAACCAGUGGCACUGCCUUCCCCUCUAUCCUGUCGCAUACAAGGGCUCACGCAAGAGCACAAUGGCAGCGACAUUUCCCGAGACAACGCCUAAAGCAUAGGGGCAUGAGAGCAGGUAUCUUUUGGAGUGCUCCAGGCUACUCCAAUGAUGUUAGGGCAACCCAGGUAUAUCCGUUCGGAAGCCUUUCGUCCCUCCUCUUCGAGACUCGACAGCGUUUCUCCCCACAUCCGUCACUUGCGUCCCUCCUCUAUCCGUCAUAAACAAAGCCCCCACCUUCUCCCGGCAUAUUUUCUACUGAGGAGCUGCCCUCAUCCAUGACCUGACAGUAUAUUUUGAUAUCUCCUCUUUUCGCUUACCUUUUACAAUUCCUGUAAUAUCAAAGUACAAACAAUCAAAAUGCCUGCUGAUACCGUCGGAAAGACCAUUACCUGCAAGGCUGCUGUCGCCUGGGAAGCUGGCAAGGACCUCUCGAUCGAAGAUGUCGAAGUAGGACCUCCUAGAGCCCACGAGGUUCGCAUCCAAAUAUACUACACUGGUGUCUGCCAUACCGAUGCCUACACACUUUCCGGAAAAGACCCGGAAGGUGCCUUCCCAGUGGUUUUGGGCCACGAGGGCGCAGGUAUUGUAGAGUCUGUUGGUGAGGGUGUCACAAAUGUGAAGCCUGGAGACAAUGUCGUGGCACUUUAUACCCCUGAGUGCAAGGAGUGCAAGUUCUGCAUCUCUGGCAAGACCAACCUCUGCGGCAAGAUUCGGGCCACUCAAGGCAAGGGUGUCAUGCCCGACGGUACCUCGAGAUUCAAGUGCAAGGGCAAAGAUCUGUUGCACUUUAUGGGCACAUCAACUUUCUCUCAGUAUACCGUCGUAGCCGACAUCUCGGUGGUUGCCAUCACCGACAAGGCUCCUAUGGACAGGACCUGUCUGUUGGGCUGCGGUAUCACCACCGGAUACGGAGCCGCCGUCAUCACCGCCAAGGUCGAGAAGGGCUCCAACAUUGCCGUCUUUGGUGCGGGCUGUGUCGGUCUCUCGGUCAUCCAGGGUGCCGUUAAGAACGGUGCCGGCAAGAUCAUCGUUGUCGAUGUCAACGACAAGAAAGAGGAAUGGGCCCACAAGUUCGGUGGUACCGACUUCGUCAACCCUACCAAGUUGAAUGGCCAGACUAUCCAGGAGAAGUUGAUCGAGAUGACCGAUGGUGGAUGUGACUAUACCUUUGACUGCACUGGUAACGUCCAGGUCAUGAGAGCCGCUCUUGAGGCAUGCCACAAAGGUUGGGGUGAAUCGAUCAUCAUCGGUGUUGCUCCCGCUGGUGCCGAAAUCUCUACCAGACCAUUUCAGCUUGUUACUGGUCGUUCGUGGCGAGGAUGUGCCUUUGGUGGUGUCAAGGGCCGAACUCAGCUGCCAGGCCUUGUUGCCGAUUACCUCGACGGCAAGCUCAAGGUUGACGAAUUUAUCACUCACAGACAGCCACUUGCGAAGAUCAACGAUGCCUUCCACGACAUGCACGCUGGAGACUGUAUCCGUUGUGUCGUGAACAUGAGGGAGGAUUAGUAUGUUCUCUUGCACUCCGCAGCAUGCCAGUCUACUAACAUUGUUGUAAAGACUACGCUCGGGCCCCCGCUCUUCUCCCAAGCUAUGAAAGCACAACGUGCACCUCGAGACGAGGAGAUACGUGGAGGAAAUGGGUGGUUACCUUCAAGACUGCAAUUGUCAAUUGUCCAUUUUUUGAAGCAAUGUGCAGGGAUACUCUAGAUAGGCGGCCAGGAAAAGCACUGACAAUGAAUGAAUACAUACCCUAUGCUAUCAUAGCGAAAUCUUCAUAAAUUCAUAAGAUACUACUUGAUCCA